Molecule: messenger RNA, 684 nt
Organism: Parascedosporium putredinis
Lineage: Eukaryota; Fungi; Ascomycota; Sordariomycetes; Microascales; Microascaceae
Source: the annotation of a GenBank genome assembly
AUGUGCAUCGAGGCGGCGCUCCGGGAGAAUGAUUUCGAGACCGCCUACUCUUACGUUGUGAGCCGCCUCUCGCCCACGUACCAACAGCCUAGCGUGCCGCAUCGACAAGGGUUUGAAGACAACUGGUCCUGGAGUGCCGCGCUGCAAGCAGGUCAGUACAUUCGAACUACUAGCACUAUCCGCCCAACCCAUCUAGGCACUGCGAAUGGCAACCUAGAAAUUCGCCAUUUAGAGCAACGAGUGGAGUGCCUAGCCACAGCUCUGCGGAUAGCUCCCCCUUCGCAGCUCCAUGAAAUACUCAAGACUUUUCGUCGCUGUGAAGAGCAGCUUGAUUUUGCUAUCAGGGAUGAGGCUACGAGGAACGCAGCAUGGGAUACUACUCGAGACCUGCAUUCACCUCUGAUCCCUGGGGCUUUCACAUCUAGUGUUGGGGCACACAGCAUCUCGGCGACGAGUCCCGCGACGCACGAAACCGAAGAUGUACCGAUGUCUCUAUUUGAUUUAUCGCGGGCAACAGCAAGGGUUGCUCAAAGAAAUCUUGGCGUUCUGUCGAGUAUUGGUCAUGGCAGCGAGGAUCGCGGGCCGAGUAUAGCUAAAACACUGCCAGAUGAGCCAAAAAUCGAAAACGGGAUCAAUUUCGAGAAGCAGCUGUGGGAACUCUUGUUUCUGGUGUUGGAUGGUUGA